UCUCUCGGUGUGUGUGUGUGUCUCUCUCAUCAUUUCCACACAGCGUUUCACUUUGCGCAUGUACGGCUCGCACUCCUCAUUACAUCCACACCAAGAUGGCGUUAACGCGGCUGGCUAGUCUUCUGGUUCUCCUCACCCUACAUUGCUAUGCCAGCAUCCUUGCAGUGGUACUGAAAAGUGCGAAUACUUCACCACGGGCCAAUGAGUUUGAAUCAAUUGAACUGUCCUGUCUGAUAGAGUCGAUCGCCACGACUGGUCCCAGGAUUGAAUGGAAGAAGAUUAGGAAUGGGAAAACCAGUUAUGUCUAUUUUAAAAACAAAGUAUCAGGCGACUUGGAGAACAGAGCACAGAUUCGCGAGCCGGCAACUUUAGUCAUUCUGAACGCGACAAGGCAAGACACUGCGUCGUACCGCUGUGAAGUCACAGCCCAUGAUGACCUCAAAAACUUCGAUGAGAUUGUGAUCGAACUCGCCAUCCGAGUAAAGCCAGUGGCUCCUCGUUGCUCCGUGCCUGCGUCUGUGCCAGUUGGGAAGUCAGCCGAGCUGACGUGUGUGGAGGACGAGGGCUUCCCCAAGUCCCAAUACCAGUGGUUUCGCAACAAAGAGGAGAUUCCCAUGGACCCCAAGAGCAGCCCUAAGUUCUUCAACUCAUCCUAUGUGCUGAACAGCGAAACCGGCGUGCUGAAAUUCAGUUCCGUGAAAAAAGAGGAUGCCGGGCAGUACUAUUGCAGAGCCCGGAAUGAGGCAGGAGUCGCAGAGUGCAACCCGCAGACGAUGGAAGUCUAUGACCUGAACAUUGUUGGCAUCGUUCUGGGUGUACUGGUGGUUGUGCUGGUGCUGUUGUGCAUAGUAGUGGGCAUCUGCUGCGCAUACAGGAGGGGUCUCUUUGCCACUGAGAAGCAAACGGGAAGCAAUUACAAAGCACCAGGAAAGCCCGAUGGAGUCGAUUACAUCCGAACAGAUGAUGAGGGCGAUUUCAAACACAAAUCAUCUUUUGUCAUCUAAAGCCGAGGGCGAGACGAGGAGACACCCCGAAACACAUUGGAUUCAUUAGCGCAGAACCUUGCAGAUAAUGAGGGACAACCACACACAAACACACAGAGGAAAAAGACUCUUGGCCGUGCCAGGACGUGGUUCGCGGAUCACGUAGAUCUCAGCACAUUUCACUGCAACACAAUUCGUAUUUGCCAAAGCGGGCAAAAGUCUCGUUUCCGCCUAGAAGCAUUAAUCUCCAUAAGACCACUGAUUUUUUUUCCCACUUUAAACCAACUGACCCAUUUCUCCACUCUGCUUUCUUUUUAGUCACAGCUUCAUAACCGUUUUGCUUUAAAUCGCUUGUAUAACUUUUGUUUUGUACCGGCUAAUUGUGUCAGAAUAUUAUUUUUUUUUGAUAGAAUAUAUUUUGAAAUGCUUUAGAGGUUUACUUAAAAAAAAAAAAGUGUAAAUUACUAACAUGGAAGCCAGUAUAUUUUUUAUAGACCAAUUUGAUUUGAACGUAGAUAAUCACUUUUGAACAGUUUGCAGUUUUCCGUCAAUAAAUCAUCUCUAAAUUUCUAAUUACGAUCUCAUUUUGAGUUUGAAAUCAGAACCAGAUUUAGAGGGGGGGGCGGGGUGCUGGGAUGAGCACAUUUUUUUGUAAGAUCCCAUUACAAAAUUCAUUAAUUAGAUUCAUUACAGAUUACAUUAUUAAAUACAUAAUGCAUUAAUUAAAGCACAUGCCAAAUGAAAAUGCCCCAGGGAAAAAAACUCAACCUGCUGCCUUGAUUCAUACAGCUGGGAUGAAGUUCUGAAAUAUCGAACAGCCUUAGAUUACGAUACCCUUGUGUUGCUAUAUAUAUAUAUAUAUAUACUGUAUAUAUAGUCAAAAAUAAAUAAAUAAUUUGAUUAGGGACUGAGAAAGGAGCAAGCCUGAUCGUAGAAGACUGUCAACAUUUUUUGAGCACACCCUAAUCCAGAGUUAAUCCGGCACAUUUGUGAAAUUUUGUGUCAUAUAGGAUGAUAACAUUGUCAAAGGUCUUACCUACUUAAUUUACUGUUACAGGCUUAAUAGUUGUUUUUAUAGGGUUCCAUGUUGGUUUUUGUAGAUAGUCUUAGAGAGCAACCUUUUCUUUUUUUUUUUUUUUGUAAGCCAGGAAAAACACUGUAAACAGCCCGAGCUGCGUAUCCUUGAGUUUAAGUGUCCUUGCUGAUCAUGUAUAUAGUGUCCAGGUAGUAUUCUUAUUUUCAUUUUUGGUCUUUUACAUUUUGAGAAGUAGUUUCAAUAUUUUUUUAAUAAAACAGGGUUUUUGUGUUUGGCUAACAAUGGUUUUAUGCUGACUCAUUUUGUACCUAAAAAAAACUACAAUUCUAGAUUAAACGAGGCAAAUAUGACACUCUUUUCACAAUUUCAGGUGAAGUAAUCAUGUGAGAGAGAGGAUCUGCCUUUACGGGCCGCAUUCGAUUCCAGUAUGAGAAUGACCUACAAUUCACACAAAAAAUGUCAGGUUUAUAUCCUAAGUACAAUCGCAGCGAAUACAGCCAGAUGUGGUUCACAAGUACCGGAAACCAUUUUGUAUUUUAGUUUCUUUUCGUUUUUCUUGCCGUAUUUGAGUUGAUUACUUGCUCUGAGAAACGUUCUAAUCAUUCCUCUUGAGUGCCUUGCAGUGUGGACGUAGAAUAAAAAUAAUGUUUAUUGUGUUCUAAAUAAAUAGUGACUUGUUAUAUACUGUGACAUCUACUUGGACACAUCACUGUUCAAACUGACUGAUUUUCUAAUCAAUUUUAUAACAUUUGUAUAAAUCACUACAGGUGUUUGAGAGGAAUGAUAGGUUGUUCUGAUAUACAGCACAUAUCCAAUUUUUUAUUUGUAAAUAGAAUUGAAUUUUGUUGUGUGCUGAUUUAAUGACAACCUUUUUUUUUUUGUCAGUGAAGUUGAAAAAGCUUGGAUAUUGUAUUAGAGCCGAAAUAUAGAGUGAAUUGGUGUUCCAAGAAGACACUAUUAUUUCCACAAGCAUUUGGUAAAGGCAGUUUAAAAAACGUGUAUUACAUUCGAAAGGUGUUUAACGCAGUGUUGAGCUGAUAACAGGAAGUGCGCGAGGUGAGAUUAUGUUUAUAUGGUGUACAAAGCUUAACCACGUACUAACCGAAUAAGGACAUUUCCUUCACUCUUUGUAAUUUUCUGCUCCAAGUUUACAACAGAGGAGAUUGAAUUGUCUGUUGAAGUUGGAUUUACAUAUUGUGCCCUUUUCAGUGCUGAAACACAAUGUUCAUCUCGCAUUGAUUUUAGGUUGAUACGACUCCUGUGUGAAUUUUUGAAUUGUAGCUUACGUUUGUAAUGAAUAAAACUGACUUCUUUCAA
Molecule: messenger RNA, 3336 nt
Organism: Silurus meridionalis
Lineage: Eukaryota; Metazoa; Chordata; Actinopteri; Siluriformes; Siluridae
Gene: jam3b
Product: junctional adhesion molecule 3b
Exons: 9
Coding region: 96-1004 (302 amino acids)
Biological process (GO): angiogenesis; cell adhesion
Molecular function (GO): protein homodimerization activity; protein heterodimerization activity
Source: RefSeq, a predicted model, not a curated record